This is a messenger RNA of Lepidothrix coronata (blue-crowned manakin), 1826 nucleotides long. RefSeq names its product aladin WD repeat nucleoporin (gene AAAS). Gene Ontology annotation, biological process: nucleocytoplasmic transport. Gene Ontology annotation, molecular function: protein binding. The record is from RefSeq and is a predicted model, not a curated record. Lineage: Eukaryota; Metazoa; Chordata; Aves; Passeriformes; Pipridae. The coding region runs from base 1 to 1668 and encodes 555 amino acids. Gene Ontology annotation, cellular component: nuclear pore. The transcript has 15 exons.
AUGUCCCUGGUGGUCUCAGGGGUGGUCUCAGGGGUGCUGUGUGCUCAGGGGUGCUGUGGGGGCCCACAGGUGCCCGACCUGCCCGUGCUCAGCCUGCCCAAGGAGCCCCUCAAGGCUCACGGGCGGCAGGAGCCCAGCGCCCGCCCGCCCUUCAUCCACCACCGCGAGUCCCUGUGGAAGCGCUGCCUCAGCGCCUGGCGCGACGCGGGGCUCUGCGGGGUGCUCCGGGAGGUGGCCAGCGCCGAGGAGGAGGGGCUGCGAUGGCUGAGGACGGGCUCGAGCCACGUGCUGGCCGUGUGCCGCUGGCUCUCCUCGCUCCACGGAUCCCUGUUCCCACACCUCUCCCUGACCAGUGAGGACAUGAUUGCAGCCUUCUCCCAGGCCGUGGACUGGGCUGGAUGCCCCGUGCGGGCCUUUGCCUGGCACCCCCACACCAACAAGUUUGCUGUGGCACUUCUGGACGAUUCCAUCCGGGUCUACAACUCCAACAGGUCUCCCUGCUCCCCCAGGGAAUGCCAAUCCCUCCUCAGGAGAAGACUGUGCCGGCUGGUCCUGCGGCCCCCUCCGCGCUGCCCUGCUCCAGCCCUCUCUCCCAGCUGGGAUUUCUGGCCAGCCCAGGCCCCCUCCUGCCCCAGGGCUGGGCUGGGGGCAGCUCAGGCCAAUUGCACCAGUGCCACCGUCCCCUCGCUGAAGCAUCGCCUGCAGAGGAACGUGGCCUCCAUGGCCUGGAAGCCCCUCUGUGCCUCCAUCCUGGCCGUGGCCUGCCAGAGCUGUGUCCUGGUGUGGCACCUGGAUCCCACCUCCCUCUCCACCAGACCGUCAUCAGGCUGUGCCCAGGUUCUGUCCUACCCGGGGCACAGCCCUGUCACCAGCCUGGCCUGGGCACCCAGCGGGGAGCGGCUGCUCUCGGCGUCACCGGUCGACACAGCCAUGCUGGUGUGGGACGUGUCCACUGAGAACUGUGUCCAGCUGCAGUGGUUUGGGGGUGGUGGUGUCACCUACUUGGCCUGGUCACCCGAUGGCAGCAAGGUGCUGGCAGCCACCCCCUCGGCCGUGUUCCGGGUGUGGGAGGCUCAAAUGUGGACGUGUGAGCGGUGGCCCACUAUCAGAGGACGCUGCCAGACGGGGUGCUGGAGCCCGGACGGCAGCCGACUGCUCUUCACGGUGCUGGGGGAGUCCGUCAUCUACUCCUUGUCCUUCUCCGAGUACCGGGGUGAGUCUGCCCGAGCUGGAGCUUCCCAAGGGGGGUCUGUGCUCCCCGACCCUGGGGGCUUCCCUGCUGCUCGUGCCGGUUCCAGGAUUGGAGGAGAGGUGCAUUCCAUGGUGUGGGACCCCACUGGAGAGAGACUCGCAGUGAUCAUCAGAGGACACCCCGACUCUCCGGGCAGCCAGACGGCCAUCGCCGUGUUCCGCACCCGCAACAGCCCCGUCUUCGAGCUCCUGCCCUGCGGGUUCGUGCGGGGCGAGCGCGGUGCCCAGCCCCAGAUCAUCGCCUUCCACCCCUGCUUCCCACGAGGAGCCCUCCUGACCGUGUGCUGGUCCUCGGGGAAGAUCAGCCACAUCCCCUUCUUCUUCAUCAGUGCCCACGUGCCCCUGGCCAGCCCUCGCCGCAGCCCCGUCCCCAUCGGGGCCAGUGUGAGGGAGCAGCCCCUCUUCUCGGAGCUGUGACCACAGCCUGGGGCCUUGGUGGCUCCUCUUCCUCCCUGGGCAGCCUCAUCUUCCUCCCGGGACCCUCGACUGCCUUCAACCCCUGGGGGGGCACAGGGGGUCUCCCAGAGUCUGCAUCAAAUAAAGGCCGAUCUUUCCUCCCUCUCCUCUUCUUUCCU